Laccaria bicolor S238N-H82 is the source of this 2838-nucleotide messenger RNA. RefSeq lists its product as uncharacterized. The record is from RefSeq and is a predicted model, not a curated record. Bases 1 to 2838 code for a protein of 945 amino acids. The transcript is spliced from 2 exons. Lineage: Eukaryota; Fungi; Basidiomycota; Agaricomycetes; Agaricales; Hydnangiaceae.
AUGGAUCCAUCCUUUACUUUUCCCCGCCCCAAGCCUGCUAUACCCCGUCCCCAAGCUCCUUCAGCCUCUCAAGGGGAGAGCCGUGAAUCCAAUGCCCUCCGUGCUUCCGUUCUUGAUGCUGCACUUGAACUUGGUCUAGGAAACAAUUCUGUCGUUGCGGACUGGAUGUUCAACAAUACCCUGCAGGAAGAAGAGGAAGAGGUAGAGGAGCCCGUUCCUUCGCCUGGCCUUACAUACGGCUCAUCAGCCACUUCCGAGGAAUCUUCCUCUUAUUCACACCGUCCACCUCCACCUCUUGCUGCCUCCAAUCCCACCCCUCUUUUUCUUUCUGAUUCAAGGGACCCCCAGUUUCCCAAACAUCAAGGCGCCCGAGCUGCCAUCGUCCCGUCCACCGUUGACGUGCCGUACGUGGCUGCCGGUAGUAACGUCACUUUUCCCGAAGUCCCCGUCCAGAUCCCUCCUCGACCUACUACGCCUUCUGGGCGAGCCAAGCUCAAAAAGAAGAACCGCGGAGAUGGGUACGAGAGUGAUGGUGGAUACGUCAGCGAGGCGGGGAGGAAGAAGGAUAAGGAUAAGAAAAAGGAAAAGGAAGGGGCUGAUGAGAAAAAGGAGAUGAAGGCUCGUUUGAAGGAGGAGAAGAAGGAAUUGAAAGAGGAAGAGAGGAAGAGAAAGAAGAGUUUGGUUUCAGCUGUUACGAGGUCUUCGUCCAAGGAUAAAGAAAAGGACAAGGAUUCCGGUUAUGCGACUGGCUAUGAGACUGACGGGAGCAAGCAUAGUAAAUCCAAAUCAAAGAAAGUCAAGCCUAAAUCUUCUCUGGGCAACAUUGGCGGAGAAUACGAACCAGAUGCUCCCUCAACGCCUCUCAAAAAGUCCAAAUCGCGGUUCUUCAAACUAAGCACAAAGUCCUCAAAACCAAACCUUCAGGAGGACGUCGUCCCUUCACCCUCAACGGAAAAGGACAAGGGGAAGGAAGUCGUCCCCCUCCCCAUCGCAGGCAGGUUCAUCACAGGCGUAGGAGCACCACCAGUUCCUUACAUACCCCCUCCCACCAAUCCCAGUCCCGUUCUUGCCCCCGGCGCGAGUCUAGCGUCAAGCCUUGUACUUCCACCUCCUGAACGCCUUCCCCCCAUCGCAACGCACGCGCUCGACUUCGAUUCAGUUACAUCCCCCGUGGUCACCUCCUCGCCUGUAUCAGCCGUCACCUCCCCAGCUGUCCUCUCAUCCCUAAAAAAGCAAGCAGACCGCGAUUCACGGUCGUCCGCCAGCUCAGGCUCCUCUGGUGGUUCGAAUCCACGCCGCAGGGGCUUACAGUUCUCCCCUACCCAUGCGAAUGGGAGUGAGAGUUUUUCGACGAUUACUUCUACUUCACAGUCCCAUUCGCACUCACAUGGACAUGGGCCGCCUCCGUCUUCCAUGAUCUACUCCCCGCCUGGUUCUGCGCAAGGGCAUUUAAAGCCCCCGUCUAUUUCCUUCCCUGUGACGCGCUCUCCGUCCCCGCAUGGUCCUCUUAGCCCAGUGGCGCCGUUGAAUGUGGUUAAAGGGUUGAAGACCAAGGCGUCGUUGGAUGCUAUACCCUCGAACCACUACGCCAAUUCAUCGAGGGGCGUAUCGCCUAUACCACUAUCGCCAGACUCGCCUUAUGUCAUGGUCACACCUACUACUUCCUCUUCCCCACCCAACGUUAUCACCUCACCAAUCCCACUUGUAAGACCACGCAACCCACCCACAAACGGCUUCGGCCCACGCAUCUUCACUCAAACUCAAACCCAACCCCCGUCGUCACCAGUCCCACCACCAAGCCCACACGUCCACUUCCCUUUUGGCGCCCACGAAAAGCCCACGCAUCUGAGCAUAGUGCCCUCUGAAGACUGGGUCGUUCCGUCCCCCUCUAGUUCCCAAACAUCACAUCAUGUUAUAACGCCGCCGAGUGUUUUGGCGUAUUAUGAUAUACCGCCGCCUAGUCCGCCGCCUAUGGGUCCGUUGCCCGUUCCCCCUGUUGAAGGAGGAAAUGGGGCAGGAGGGGCAAGUGCGGGUGUGUUCCCUACGACGUCGCAGUUGAGGGCGAGGAUGCAUGAGCGGGGUGUGGGUGCUACGAAGGAGUUUAAUAACCAGCUUGUGAAUAUGAGUAUGCAGAGGGGGAGGGAGCUGCCUUUUCCUGCUCGUCCUAUUUUGCCCACCAACAACUCCAAUUCCUCCACUUCUACGACCACCAACCCAAACUCGAAUGGUGUUGUUGGACCGGGGUUGGAGGCACGAGUGAAUGUUAGGAGGUAUCGCGAUUUAUAUGCGGCUCCUGCUGGGGGAUGGCCAGAACCUCAGUCUCAGUCUCAGCGUCGUCCUUCUAGGUCCGACGAAGGCGAAGGCGAGGGGUAUCACGCCGAAGAAGAAGAAGAAGAGGAAGAAGACAUGAAAGACGUCCUAAACCGCUUCGAAGACUCCGACUCAGACACAGACUUCAUAAACCCCCGCACCCUCGAAACGCGACGUUCCUUCGAAGCUAUCAAGCCUCUCCCAGGACACGAAAGUUUUGCAGUGGAGGAGUAUUACGGUACCCGCGAUAGAGAUACCAUCUACUCUUUCGCUGACACUUAUGCUACGGGGGGAGGGGACAGGAACUCGAGAUGGAGCGGGAGUAUUUAUAGUCGGAAUAGUAUUUUGGAUCCGGAUAAGAGUGAGGAGGCUCGGGAGAGGUUUUUGGAGAGGGUUAAGGCUAUGUUGGGGGGUGAUGAGGAUGAGAGACGUGGAGGGAGGGGGAGACAGCAGGUUGUUCCGCCUGUUCCUGAUAUCCCGGAACGGUUUGCGUCGCCUAGGAAGAAUUGGCCGCCUGGCAAGUUUUGA